CGCUAUAAGUAGCACUUCUCCCGAGGCGUUCCUCACCCUCGUAAACAAGAUGAAAACGCUCAUCGUCCAACUCCCGGCUCUCCUCUUCCUCAUCAACUGCCUCCCAACAACUUCCCAGUCCCCAGCAUCCGCCCCUGCCCCGCCCGGGCCACCCAACGUGACCGCCAUCCUCGAGAAGGACGGCCACUUCACCGUGUUCAUCAAACUGCUGCAGAGCACGAAAGUCGCGGACAACUUAAACGCGCAGCUCAACGCUUCCAACCAAGGGCUAACAAUCCUAGCACCGCCAGAUACUGCUUUCUCGGGCCUCAAAGCAGGCAUGCUGAACUCCUUUACGGAGGACCAGCAAGUCGACCUCGCACAGUUCCACGUCCUGCCUUACUACCUCUCCCAGUCGCGAUUCGAGACAGCGAGCAAUCCUCUGAACACGGAGGCCGGGGGCAGCUCGCAACUGCUGGCGAUGAACGUGACAGCAGUGGGGAAUCAGGUGAACAUAACGACCGGAGAGACGAAUGCAACGGUGUCAAGCACGAUAUAUGACGAUAACGAGGUGGCAGUGUAUCGGGUGGAUAAAGUGCUACUUCCGCUGCGAUUUUACGUACCUCUGCCACCACCGCCUCCUUCACCGCCUCCGCCAAAAAAGGCAGCUCCGAAGGCUUCGCCUGCAUACAGUGCUCCGGUGGAUUCUUCCAGUGCGAAACGCAGGCCCGGAAGAGUAAUCCUUGCAAUGAUCUGUGUCAUGUUAGCGGUUCAAUGAUGUGUCCUGUAAAUUGUAAUUAAAUCCUUUAUACACUGUGUUUCUAUA
This is a messenger RNA of Salvia hispanica, 805 nucleotides long. The record is from RefSeq and is a predicted model, not a curated record. Lineage: Eukaryota; Viridiplantae; Streptophyta; Magnoliopsida; Lamiales; Lamiaceae.